AGGGAGUAAUGGGCAAGAAUGAAUACAUCUGCUCCCCUGGCCCUUCAGUAGGUCUUGUCUUUCUGGUGGUAAAGGUAACAUAAUCCACCAGGGCUCCUGUCCUCAACUUGACCCCCUGAGGGAGUUCACAGGGGUUUCUUUGGAAUCAAAAGCAGAACAGAACUGGAAGCAGUACUAUGAUUCCCCACCCUAUGGUCUGUCCUCAUGGGCAUUGUUUGACCAUUCUACUCUAAGAAACACUUUCUUGCAUUCUAUCACCUUUCUACUCUUUUUUUCAUAUACUGCUAUUCUGCAAGGACUUCAUCCCACCAGAUCAAGGCAAGCCCUGCAUUUUAACAUCAGAUUUGUCCCUCCCUGCUUUACUUCUGGAUCACUAACAUAUGGUCCUCUACCAUGCCUAGCUUUCUCAGUGGUCAUUGUUCUUACUUUCCUUAUUGGAUCCCAUUGGUUCAACUCCUCCCAAUUUAUCUAGUCCACUAUUUCAGGUACUGGGGUUACUCUUGGGGCAUCAGCAACAUUAACACUACCAUCCAGGGCCUACUGUCUGAUCUGAACAGCUCAUACUUGGAUCCUCUCCAUCACUGACAUCUCAGUCUCCUUAAUUCAGUUUACUACUAGAGGAAGGCACAGAUGAAACAGGCCUAAUCCACCACAGAUUAAUGCUGUUUAUCUUUAACAUGGGCCUCAAGUACUUCUCUCUUUCCUUCUCCUGCUCACUGCAUAAUAAUAAUGAUUUUUAGGGUGUCACCUCUUAACUAAAUUUUCCCUCCUAGAUUCUCCUUUAAUACGUCACUUUACCUAUAUCCAAGAGAGAUUGGAAUGAACUAACCAUUUCUUUCAGAAGUCAACUCAAGGGGGCAGCUGGGUAGAUCAGUGGAUUGAGAGCCAGGCCUAGAGAUAGGAGGUCCUAGGUUCAAAUUUGACCUCAGACACUUCCUAGCUAUGUGACCCUGGGCAAGUCACUUAACCCCCAUUGCCUAGCCCUUACCACUCUUCUGCCUUGGAACCAAUACAUGGUAUUGAUUGCAAGACAGAAGGUAAGGGUUUAAAAAAAGAUUUAAAAAAAGUCAACUAAAGCACCACUCUCUCCAGGAGAUCUUUUCUGAUCCCCACGGCUUCUAUUGUCUCCCCACUGAAAUUGCUUUAUAAUUGUUUUCUGCACAUUUUGUAUAUUUUAUAUGUUUGUGUUGUUUUCUCUUAAAGAAUGUAAGCUCCUAAAGGGACAAGGAUUGUUUCAUUUUGGUCUCUGUGCCAUCAGUGCUCAGCAGUGUCUCACAUAUAUAUGGUAGGCACUUAUGAACUUACUGAUUGUUUCAUAACAACAGACAACAUUUAAAUGGCAAUUUUAAGGUAUGCAAAGUGCUGUACAUAUGUUAUUUCAUUUUAGACUCUCAACAGUGCUGUGAGGGAGGUACUAUUAUUAAUCCCAUCUUAAGAGAUGAGGAAACAGGUUUUUCCCCCUGAGAACCUUGUCCUGAGAGGGUGACUUGUCUAGGACCAUACAGUCUUAGGCAGGAUUGGAAUCCAAAUCUUACUGAUACCAAGCCCAGCACUUUCCACUGUGCAACUAAGGUGCCUUUAACUCCAACUCUCUCCCCUCCAAAUAUAAACCAAAGUACAAGUAACUAAACUUCUUUUUUUUUCAUUUUUUUUAUUAAUAUAUUUUAUUUGAUAAUUUCCAAGCAUUAUUCGUUAAAGACAUAGAUCAUUUUCUUUUCCUCCCCACCACCCCCCAUAGCCGACUCGUAAGUCCACUGGGCAUUAGAUGUUUAACUAAACUUCUUAUAUCCAAUCUGAUCCCAAAUUCUAUUGAUUCUUCCUUGGAAAUGUUUCAGAUUCAUCUCUGUUUUUCCAACUCCAAAGCCUCACAUCACCUCACAUCAUCUAUCCUAUGCAGGCCAUUGGACUAGUGUCAAAUGACACUUUGAAAUCCCAUCAUUCUCCUCUAAAAUCUUCAAUGACAGACACCCUAAUGUUUUUAGGAUAAACUCCUGAUUCCAGCAUUCAAGGCUCUCCACAUUGGAUCAAUCCCCUACUAUUCUUCCCCAAUACCUCCCAUAAAACCCUUAUCUUCUGUCUUAGAAUAGAUACUAAACAUCAGUUCCAACGCAGAAAACAGGUAUGGGCUAGACAAUUGAGGUUAAGUGACUUGUCCAGGGAAGUAUCUGAGGCCAAAUUUGAACCCAGGACCUCUUGGUCUCCAGGCCUGGCUCUCUAUCCACUGGGCCUAUAGCUGCCCCUAUCUCCUACCAUUCUUUUAGGUGAGUCUGUUCCUCAUUCAGAGACCAUAGGAUUGCUGCUUCUGUAGACUAAAAGUUUACAGAGAAUUUGGUCCUUAAUAAAAAAAAAAUCCUUAUCGUCCAUCUUGGAAUCAAUAUUGUGUAUUGGUUCCAAAGCAGAAGAGGAGUAAGGGCUAGGCAAUGGGGGUUAAGUGACUUGCCCAGGGUCACACAGCUGGGAAGUAUCUGAGGCUUUUUUAACCUAGGCCCUCCUAACUCCAGGUCUGAUGCUCUAUCCAUUUUGUAACCUAGCAGCCCCCAUCCUAAUUGUUUUUUAUGCCUUUUCCAACCUCAGAUGCCUAUCUUUUCCCCUUUUUAAAUUCUAUCCAUCAUUUGAGGCCCAGACCGAAUGUCAUACUUCUAGGAAGCCUUCCCCCAUACCACUAUAACAUCUUCAUCUCGAAUAGAGGAAGGAGGCCUUGGAUGAUCUGGGGCUCAGAGCAGUUAUGGGGAGACUAAUCCAAUGCCCUCAUUUGAUAAACGAAGAAACCAAGACCCAGGGGGUAAACCAAUGUGGCUAGGGCCAUCCGUGGCAUCUAGGACUAUGGGGAGCUACCUCAUCUGCAUAAUCCUCCGGCCCAAAUUCCCGGCAGAAUCUGGGGUCCGCAUCCUAAGGCGGGGGCUCGGAUGGGGCAGGCUGGAGGGAGAGAGGGGGAGCGCAGUCAAGGGCCCCUCGAGCUCAGGCCCUGCCCCCGCCGUGCCCAUGCUCCCACCCCCGCCCCAAAUUACUCCUCCCCUCCUUAGGACCCUUCCUUUCCCCCUUUCCACCAACUCCCCCCUCUCCUGGCCCCGCCCCCACUGCUCAGUAGCGGAAACCGGAGGUAAAUAAUUCAGAAGACGGAGAACAGAGUAGGAGAAGGUGGUCUCCACGUGAGAGCCGGCGGGAAGAGGGAAAUCAGUCCUCCACAAUCUGGCUUUCCCUUCCCUCCGCCCUUCCCCCGCACCCCGCGCCCCCUCACCAACAUGCAAGCGCCUGUCACUCUUUCGAACUGGCGCCAUCUCCCGCUUCUAGUACCCCGGAAGCAGAACAAGGGAAUCACUCGCUUCUAAAACCCAGACCAAGACUGGGUGGGGCGAGGCGAAACCAACAGCGUCAUCCUCGGGCACGCAGGCGCAAGCGCAGGCUCAGCGAGUCAGGAGCUACAAAGGGCGCCGGCUGCGGCGCACCUAGUCGGCCGUCUUAGUGGGGAGCUGGGAGAGUGAAGCGAGGCACGUGACGUGGACAGCCAUCGUGAUAACGGGGCAGAGGGCACAGGUUACGGUCCACCUGUGUGGCCAUCUUUAUUGGGGGCAGAAAGGAGCCUGGGGAUCUCCUGGGUGGCCAUUUUAGUUCAUGGCAGGAGGAAUCCCGGGGAGGUAGAGAACGGGCUGCGGAGGUCGGCGCUGAUCCCGGUCACGUGAUGCGUGACCGUUGAUUUCCCCUCUAUCACGUGGCCCUCUAAUCAACUUCCGGGAGCUUUGGGACCCAGUCGCCGUAAGUGAGGGCUGGGGGGUUGGAGCAGUCACUUGCCCCCCCCCCCUCGAGAAUAAUGGCGGGGUGGGCUCUGAGGCCGUCGCGGUGCGGGUACGGUGGGGUCUUUGACAGGCGCUGGACCUGUUUCUGGCUGGGUGUCGAUUGCUAGACUAGCAGCCAACCUGUCCUCACUCCAGCCCCCCGGGCCCGACUUCGCUGUGGCUAUGUCAAGGAUGUCCAGGUCUGGGGCCUUUCUCCCCCCGCUGUGGCCGCAGCCUCCUGGGGAGCCGGGGGCUUCCGGAGAGAAGGCGGGGCCAGGUGGUGUUUGGCAUGACAGCAAAUUCGAGCCGGGACCACUAUGGCCUCCCAGAGGUCAGCUGUGGUGGGCCCGGGCCAUUCAGGGGCAGGAUGGGACGAGCAAAGAGGGAGAAGAGACAGACUUGGUGGAAUGGGCCGGGAGAGGAGCGGACCGGGCUUCCUUCUCUGGACCUCGCAUGCCUUCGUCCCUGCAGCUGCUCCGAGCAGUCCUGCUGCGGCUUCAGAGGGAGCGGGAGCAGCUCCUCUUAGCCCGAGACUGUGUUCGGUCCCUUCAAACCACUUUGUGCUUCUUGAAAGCCCCUCAGCCUUUUGCUGCCCUGCCCCAGCUAUGCUGGGAGCUGCUUCCACACAGUUGUCAUGGGACUAUCCUGCACUUUAGGGCCUUCAGUGAUCCCCAGUUUCGAUCUCUGGCACUUCCCCUUGGUUUAGCAAUACAGAGGCUGGACGUGGCUAUUGAAGAGCAGCUUAAGGUCUUGGGCCAGGCUUCUCCCAGUCCUGCCCUGGUGUCCCAGAUCAGUGAACUCCUUCAAGUUCUGCCUGCCUACCACCAGGUACUGGCAGUGGCCUUGGAGAGUGUCCCCAGAGCAGCCCAGCCCUUUCCACCUAGUCGUGUGCUCAGACUCUUGGCCAGGGAGCGUGGCAAACAAGGAGCAGAGAGGCUCUGGACAGGUCUACAGGAGUCCAAGCUUCAGACCCAGCUACAUAAGCUUUGCCGGGAAGAACGAGAGCUGCUUCCUGGAUUGUUGGGCCUGCUGGGAGACACAGGGGCUCCUGGAAGUGGCUCCCGGGGAUUGGGAGGGUCCCGGCAGCUCUGGGGCCAGUACUGGAGCCUUUUCUGGGCAGCAUGUUCUCAGAAUCUUGGCCAGAGACUGGGACCUUGGGAGGACAUUCAGAUGACUGUGCAGGACCUGAGACAGGCACUAGGUCAGACAUCCCUGCCACAGGAAUGUGAGAAGGAGCUGACUUCCCUGUGCUACUGUUUGCUCCGACAGGCACUGACCCAGACAUGGGACCGAGGUUUUUGCCGAGCCUUGGCAUCUGCUCGUGGGGAUCAAAGAGUUAUGCCCACAUCCUGGGAUGGGAUUCCCUGCAUGCACACUACUGACCUCCUUCAACAGCUCUUUCGUUCUCUUAUUUCUGCACUUAGAGAACCAGGGCCAGCUUCCUGCCAAUUUCCUGCCCUAGGGCCAGAGCCACCCCCCCUAGCCCUUGGGCUUUGCACUCUUCAGGCCACCACCCUCUGGCUUCUUAGCAAAUCUCAACAGCAUCUGGCCUCGUGGGCCCCAGGACCUCUUCUGCUGCUGACCCAGAGGGAACUGCCUCUUCUACUCUGUGAGGCAGAGUCCCUGGCAGCCCUAGUUUCUGAAGGGGCAUCUGUACUAGAACUAGACCGUCAGCUGGGAAGAGAGAUUCGAAGACUGACCACUCGGAUCCAGGUCCUGCCUGAGGAAUCUCUGUGUCUCUUCUCCCGAGAAUGUUGGCGACAAGCAGCUAAGGGCUUCCAGCUCCAUAUGCCCCAGGGACGUCACUGGAGGCUCAGGCUUCGAUCUGAAUUCCCCAGCAUCCCCAGUGACUAUGCAGAAUUGGUAGUGGGAGCUGUCCUGGGGCCUGUGCUGCAGGGGGUACAGGGAUUUCCCCCCCAGGCCCAAGGGCCCCCACUCACACAGGCCCUGACUGCACUUCUUGACGCCUGGCUCAACCACAUUCUCACUCAGAGGAUCCGGUUCAGUCUGCAGGGAGCACUGCAGCUGAGGCAGGAUUUUGCAGUGGUUCGGGGUAUGCUGGAGGAGGAGCAGUGGGGUCUGGCCCCUGAACUUCGGCAGGUUUUGCUCACACUCGGUGUCUUCCAGCGGGUGGAUGGAGCCCUGUUGUGUCUGCUGCAGCAGCCACUGCCUGGGAGCCGUACCUACAGAGGGUCCCCAUGCUGUUGUUCCUGUAAUAGGAUCCAGACCCCUGAACUACCCAGUAGCAGCCUCAACAGCCUAGAGAACCUAGAACCACCUCCCCUUCGUUCUGGGGUCACUCUUGUCCAGACAGCCCAACUUCUCAACACUCUUCGGGGUGGAGGACCCAGCCCUGAGGCUUACCUGGCAGGCAACCAGCAGGCCUGGCUAGCCCUUCGGCACCACCGAUCCCCCCGAUGGAAUCUGCCUGGAUUUCUUUGCAUGAGAACUAGUCCUGAACCCUGAUAACAGAAUCUGGAAACCGGGGAAAUACACAGGCCAGAAAAACAAGCCCCAAAGAGCCUAGAAGUCUCUUUGACAUCAGUCAGAACUAAAUGCAGAAGAGCUUAGAACCUGGAACCAGAGGAAGCUUGGAGCCCUGUGUCUGGAACCAGAGAAGCACCUAGAGGAGCUCAGCAUCCAGAAUCCACAUGAGCUCAGGGUCUGUAGCCAUAUACCAAGAACCUGGUACCCAAAUGAGUUUGACAUAUAGCUACCAAAAAAAUGGAGGAAUCCUGAACUCUACAAAUCCAGAGACAUUUGAGCCAGGGAAGCCUGGGCCUUGUGUGGGCCUAAAGAUUGAGAACCUCUUGCCCUAGACUAGAUAUAAAGAACUCUACAGCAACAGAAGGGGAGGAAUCAGGAAAUUUUGCAUAUGUAAGUACUUGCUGCUCCUAUCUUCUAACUCUUUCCCCAACAACUUCCCUCUUCCUGAUUUGACAAAACCAGACUUUCUCCCCUUGCCAGAAAAAAAGGUACUAUUUUCACAUCAGGAGACAUUUAUUAAGUA
This is a messenger RNA of Monodelphis domestica (gray short-tailed opossum), 6783 nucleotides long. It is a transcript of the gene CCDC142, whose product is annotated as coiled-coil domain containing 142. NCBI's taxonomy places the organism in Eukaryota, Metazoa, Chordata, Mammalia, Didelphimorphia, Didelphidae. The record is from RefSeq and is a predicted model, not a curated record.